Messenger RNA from Xyrauchen texanus (razorback sucker), 2755 nucleotides. RefSeq names its product nfe2 like bZIP transcription factor 2b (gene nfe2l2b). The transcript is spliced from 4 exons. Gene Ontology annotation, cellular component: nucleus. Lineage: Eukaryota; Metazoa; Chordata; Actinopteri; Cypriniformes; Catostomidae. Gene Ontology annotation, molecular function: DNA-binding transcription factor activity, RNA polymerase II-specific; RNA polymerase II cis-regulatory region sequence-specific DNA binding. The record is from RefSeq and is a predicted model, not a curated record. Gene Ontology annotation, biological process: regulation of transcription by RNA polymerase II; cellular response to oxidative stress. The coding region runs from base 125 to 1741 and encodes 538 amino acids.
GUUACACGCGCGUGUCGUCAGAUUUUAUUCAGAAAAGUUUGGCAGUCGCAUGUGCGCUGUCAAAUCUUGACUUGCAUCGGUGUUACAAUUAACAAUCCCCUCAUAACAGCAACUGGAAGAAAACAUGGAAGAAAACCCUUUAGCCAAGUUUCAACAUGAGCCGGAUUUGAUUGAUAUUUUGUGGAGGCAGGAUGUUGAUUUGGGGGUGGAGCGAGACAUCUUUGAUGGGUGUCUUCGGCAGAGGGAGGAGGAUGCCAGGAGAGCGAGGGAGAGUGAACAGAAGAGAGAGAGAGAGCUAGAAAGGAUUAUGCAGAGGUUACAGAAACUAGACAAGGAGACUGGAGAGUUUUUGCCUAGUCCUUCACCAGUGAACACACAGGCCAUGCCCAUGUCAACGCCGGUGCCCUCUGCAGUGUCUACUCAGCAUUCACCAGUCACGCAGAAUCCUUUGCUAUCUGCCCUGCUGUUCUCAAAAACUCAGAAGCUCCCUUCUGAGGAGCAGGACUUCAGUGAACUACUGUCGCUGCCAGACCUACAGCAAAUUUGGGAUCUCUUGGCAUCUGAGUGCUCAGAUGAUAUCACCGAAAUCUGCAGCCAGAACAUUUCCAUGCCACAGAGGAAGAACUCAACAGAUGAGUUUCUGACAGUUUCCGACUCUUUUGAGGUUGCUCAACCUCUGUCACUCACACCCUCUGAUCCAGUAGAUGUCCUGGAAACAUGCAUACAAAUGUUCUCACAUCCAAGCAAUCCCACAGAUUCAGCCUCGAACUCAAUCUUCAGCUCGAGUCCCCCCGAGAAUCUUAAUCAAAUGAGUUUAACUAAAUGCCAGCUAAACUCAAGCCAGUCAACCCUCAGUGAGUUCCCUGCACUUCCAAGUACAUACAAGCUUAUUACCAGCACACUCAGUCAACCUGAACAGUCAAACGGUGCUCCUGGGUCACUUUCACGAUUUACUGACAGCCCCGUCCUGCUUGAUUUUGAGGAUUCUUCUUCUGCUGGCUCUGCAGAUCUAGAUACAUCCCUCUAUGCUGCUGACUCAAAUAAUGGCCAGUCAGAUGAGGAGGAGAUGGAGAGCAGCCAACCGGAUUACACCGAUCUGCUUCCUUUAUCACUGCACUCAGAGUCUGUUGAGGCAACAAUAUACAAAACUGUUACGUAUGCACAACAUGAUGCUAAACAUCAAAUCCAAAAUGAAUAUUUUCAAAAUGUAACAAAAAACGGUAAACAACGGUCAAACCUCAUGGCGGGAAGUGGAGGUGUCCGUCGUCUGUCUCGUGAUGAACAGCGCGCUAAAGCAUUGGGUUUGCCGCUCAGUGUGCAUGAAAUCAUCAACCUGCCUGUGGAUGCAUUUAACGAAACCGUCAGCUCCAAAAAACUCAGCCACGCCCAACUUACCCUUAUCAGAGAUAUUCGAAGGCGUGGCAAAAACAAGAUGGCUGCCCAGAGCUGUCGCAAACGCAAGUUGGAUAGUUUUUUUGAUCUCGAGGACGAGAUUGAGGGUUUGAAGAAGGAGAAGGAUCAAAGGAAGGAAGAAAAAGAGAGGAAUGCUAGAGAUCUUUGUGAGAUGAAAGAGAAGCUUAGGAAACUCUACAGUGAGGUGUUCAGACAGCUGAAAGAUGAACAUGGAAACUCCUACAACCCUAAAGAGUACACACUACAGCACAGCACUGAUGGGAUGGUUUACCUACUGCCACGUAACACAGGCAACAAGAAAAACACAAUGACACAGGAUUUACUAUAGCUGUGUAACACACUACAGCAAAGCUCUCUUAGGAAGACUUGUUUUUGUAACCUCACACACUAAAAUGCAGAGAACAUGCAUUUACAUGCAAUCAUUACACCUGCCUGAGUCAGAGAAGUCUACUUUCUGCCACACAUUACUUUUUAAGCCACAAAAUCUACAAUGAAAAAGUGGUAACCUGCAACUCUUACUUUGGUGUAAUCUGAGGCAGACGAAGUGUGGCAUGUCAAUUUAUUUUUUCAAUUUCAAUAGUUUUGAAAUAGGCAGAGAUUAUUUAUUUACAGCCUGAAAAUGCUGAAAUACUGCAUAAACGGAAUAGUUGGAAAAACAUCAGCUUCUCUGAGGGCUGUUUAAGAUGCAUAUUCAGAACUUUUAUCAUUUGGAAAAAAUGUAUGAGAUGAUGUACAGUGAUCAGGGUCUUGUAUCAAGUGGCUUAUUUUGUGAUAAUGACCGGCUGACUGUAGAUUGUCUUACUUAUUACACAGUUACUUACAGAAGAAAGAAAGACAUAUUCAUUUGAGUUUAAAUUAUUUUAUUAUGGGAGAAGAAAGAGACUGUUGAGUGCAAACUAGUACAGUGAUGUAGGAACAUAUGGUUGCCUGGGACAGUGGUCUGUUUCAUUGUUUUAAAUGUUAUACAUUUUAUUUUUUACACAAACAAAAUUUAACACCAGAAUGCUGUGAUUGAUCAGUCUAAAGUAUUUCUGAGAGUUAAGUAAUAUAUAUGGGAGUUUCUUUGUAACUUCGGGCACUUUUGUUUUUAUUCAAACAAACUGAUUUCCACCUUUUUCUUUUUGUUAUAUAAAGUUCUCAUCAAAACUGAAUUGGACACUUUUUUUUACCAGGCCUUCAUUUCUUUUUGUAACUUUUCAAAUGCUUUAUUGAAUAGAUUUGAUUGUUUAUCCUUUUUCUAGACCAAGCCAAAACUACAUUCAUGCAUCCAUAUUAAGCUCUUAAAAUACUAAUCUAUGAAAAUACAUUUAAAAAUUAUAAUUUUGACUGACAAUUUAAGCAG